This is a messenger RNA of Fusarium odoratissimum NRRL 54006, 1248 nucleotides long. RefSeq lists its product as uncharacterized. NCBI's taxonomy places the organism in Eukaryota, Fungi, Ascomycota, Sordariomycetes, Hypocreales, Nectriaceae. The record is from RefSeq and is a predicted model, not a curated record. Bases 1 to 1248 code for a protein of 415 amino acids. The transcript is spliced from 3 exons.
AUGGCAGAGCCACUGGGUCUCGCCUCUGCGAUUCUGGCGCUAGCCACUUUCGCGUUGAAAGCAAGCGUCACACUCUAUGACGACGUCAAAAGUUUCCGCACCCAUCCUCAGAAGGAGGUGUUAGAAAUGCUCAUGAAAACGGUUGGAGCUGCAGUCGAAGCGGACUUUUCAGCGCUCAAGAUCCCUCUGCAGCAAUGCGGGGAAGCCUGCGAAGAAUUUGGUAUUGAGUUGGCAAAGUGCUCCACACGAUCCAGUACAGACCGAACCAGUUUUCGUGACUGGACUAAGAUGAAGUACAUGGGGGAAGACAUUGGCGGCUUUCGGCAGCAGCUAGCUGGUUACAAGUCUACGAUUAAUAUAGCCCUUGCGGAUACGACCCUGCGUACACCAUCUAUCACGACCGAGAGACUGGAAAGUCACAAAGAACUGAUCAAAAAUACAACUGAUGAUUUGGAGACUCGUCUUCAAGAAAUUGACGGAAAGCUCGAAUCGUUACUCGCGCGCUUUGUACCAGCGUCUGAUUCCGAUUCUGACGAGCUACGGCGCAUCCGAGAUGAGCGACUGAGCACGGAAAACGGCCUUCAAAUCUGCCACCGACUCUCGGAUUUUAUAAAUGAGAUACAACUAGGUCACACCGAAAGGAGUGGGGAUCCGCGGGCAGCCGUCGAACCUAUGCUUUCACCUGAUAAAAUUAUCAAUGAAUCCUUACAAGCGUGUGCAGGAAGCCUCAAGUCUGCUGCUGCACAAUUGGAGGAGUUAGAAGAGAGCCAGCGAAAGGAAAUAGAUCGGUUGAUUUCCAGAGCAAAGUUAACCAUGUCUGAUCUGGACGCAGCAAACCUCGAGAGACUGAGAAAUGAACGCAACACGACCAGUGAGCUGAUAAGGAUUUGCCGCACGGCAGAUAUCCGCUUACAGCAGAAAGCCAGCGUGAUCGAGAACUACGCUACUGGAGAUCAGACUGUCCAGUUUUUGGUUUCGACAAACGAAAGAACGAUAAACGGGAAGAACAGUGGAUUUGGGUGGGCUCAGAGGCAAAUCGGCGGCCAUAUGAAUGAUGAGACAGUGCAGCAGCUUUCUCGGGAUGCUUUCAAGUCAGUCAUCCGACAUAACAGGAAGAAUGAGGAGGUUGAUAGCCAAAAUCAGCCUCUCUCACAUCUAGAACCUUCCAAUGACGAUGGAAACACGUCAAAGUUUAGUGAUCAAUAUUCAGCGGCGCUUAUAAGACACCGACUACUGUUUGACCACUAG